This is a messenger RNA of Cyprinus carpio (common carp), 1847 nucleotides long. RefSeq names its product apoptosis regulator BAX-like. The record is from RefSeq and is a predicted model, not a curated record. The transcript has 6 exons. The coding region runs from base 740 to 1276 and encodes 178 amino acids. Gene Ontology annotation, biological process: positive regulation of apoptotic process; extrinsic apoptotic signaling pathway in absence of ligand; release of cytochrome c from mitochondria. Gene Ontology annotation, cellular component: mitochondrial outer membrane. Lineage: Eukaryota; Metazoa; Chordata; Actinopteri; Cypriniformes; Cyprinidae. Gene Ontology annotation, molecular function: protein homodimerization activity; protein heterodimerization activity; channel activity.
UGUCCGUCUUGACUGCACUUAUUUCACUCUUCCCCUCACUGCAGCCGCUUACUCUCGCCUACAUUUCAGGCGAGGCUAGGCCAGAAAUCUCAAAUGAACCUGGUGUUGACUUGCUAUAGAAAUGCAUAAUUCAGAGUCCGAGAACGUCACGUGUUGUCAUUUUGAGCCUACGGUAAUUUCGACAUGGCGUGAAUGCAGCUAUAGCCUACUCAGAUUACAAGUGGCACGUUACUUUACGACAUGUGAAUGUAUCAUCUAACUCUUUCGUAGGCCUACUACUGAACUGAGGAACACAUCAUUCAACAAAGCUACUAAUUUCGACUAAUUGCAUGGCUUGUGAACAACAUAAAACAACAGGGAUGAAAAAAAAAAAUCGUUGUUGUAACUUGGUAAUAUGAAACACGUGAUUACCCCCAAACCAGUGAGACGUAAACUCUGCUCCACAGCGGUGUUUUGAGGUGCGUUCGACUUCAUGCGGCGCUGCGCAGACCGACAGGUGUAUGACAUCGAAGUACCGCGAGAGAAGCACAUGGCUCCGUAUGCACUGAAGCGCUCUCGCGGUACUUUGAUGUCAUACAUCGAUCGGAUGCUUUAGAUUCUAUCAAAGGCAUCAUACUCAUUUCUGUACAAGCAGAAGUUGAAAGAAAACUACUGAAGUGGAGUGGAAUUCCUUCAUACAUCCCGUUUCAGUGACAGUAAACAAAUAACAAAAAGGCUAUAUAUUUUACUUGUGUUUGAUAUGGCUUGCAAAGGCUCCCGGGAUGAUCUGAUUGGAGAAAAACUUUUAAUCGACAUGGUAACAAGCAAGGUGAAAUAUGUGACAGACAAAGUAAAGGCAAUCCUUCCAGCCCUUCCUGAGUCUCCGCUAAUAAGCAAAGGUCAGGACCAGAUGCUUGUUCAGCAGUUGUCGGAGAUCAUCAAAGUUUAUGGCGACAACAUUGAUCAGGAUAAAGAAUUUAAUGACAUAAUUGAUGACUUGGCAAAGGUAGCUGAUACAAGCAGUUUUUUAAAACUUGUGAAAAAGGUUUUCACAGACGACCAGAUCACCUGGGGGAGAAUUAUAGUACUGUUCUAUUCGGUUGGAAAGCUGUCUGCAAAGAUGGUUCUCAUACACACACACAGUGUUGUUUCAGCUCUUCUGAACGCAAGUUUGGAUUACUUUAGGAAGCAUCUGUUAGAAUGGAUUUGGAAAAAGGGAGGAUGGAUGAGCAGUAUCCCUGCACUGGCCUGUUUCUCCAUAGGGAUAUUUUCUGGUUCUAUAAAAAGUAAACUAUAGGGUACUGCUAGUUAGCUUCAUCAUCUCAAGACUUCACAAAAGUAGGGUAAAUGCAGAUAGCCAUAAAGUUGAAGAAAAAAAGAAAAAAAAUAACCUUUCAAAAAGGAUAUGAAAUUUCAACGACUACAACAUGACUUUAUAAUCCAAUUUUAACAGUAAUAUGCCUUGUAUUUUAUAUGUAUUUAUAUUAUUUUGCGAUUAAAACAUUUAAUAAAGUAAGAGAGUUAAUGGAAAUGACAUGUUUAUUCAGAAUAAGGACAGAUUGUAGAGAUAAUAGCUGACCUUUAAAAUAGUGGUUUUCUCUAACUGGUUUUGUCUCCCAUGUAUAUUUACAUUUAAGUGCAUUCAUUUCUGAACAAUGUGGCAAUUCAAAAUAAAAUAAUAUAAAAAGUGUACAGUGAUUCUGUAGCCUAACUUAGAUAUUGAAUCUGAUGUAGUAAUAACGUGACAAGACAAAGCCAAGUAUGGUGUCCCAUAUUCUGAAUUUGUGCAUACAUUUAACCCAACCAAGUGCACAAUCACAGCAGUAAGUAGUGAACACACACAUACACACCGUGAACACACACCAAGA